AUGAAGUUCUUCGCUGUCGCCGCCCUCUUCGCCGCCACUGCUCUGGCCCUCCCCGAGACCGGCCCGAAGGUUGGCAAUGCCGCCCAGGAGCUGUACGGAAAGUGCUCCAACGGCAAGCGUUCUUGCUGCAACUCGGACCCUACCAGCGCAAAGCUCAACGCGGAGCAGCACGCCAACCUCUUGGGUCUGCUUGACGGCCCUCUCAUUCCCGGCCUGAACUCUGGCGAGUACAGCGGCUGCAGCGACCUUCUCAACCUCAUCCCCGGUCAGUGCCAGGGUAGCAUUGCUUGCUGCGACGACAACAGCGUCAACAGCGGUGUCAACGUCGUUCUUCCUUGCCUCGCUGUUCCCGUUGGAGUUUAA
This is a messenger RNA of Aspergillus affinis, 363 nucleotides long. RefSeq names its product hydrophobin family protein. The record is from RefSeq and is a predicted model, not a curated record. The transcript is spliced from 2 exons. Gene Ontology annotation, cellular component: fungal-type cell wall. The coding region runs from base 1 to 363 and encodes 120 amino acids. Gene Ontology annotation, molecular function: structural constituent of cell wall. NCBI's taxonomy places the organism in Eukaryota, Fungi, Ascomycota, Eurotiomycetes, Eurotiales, Aspergillaceae.